Molecule: messenger RNA, 4097 nt
Organism: Hemiscyllium ocellatum (epaulette shark)
Lineage: Eukaryota; Metazoa; Chordata; Chondrichthyes; Orectolobiformes; Hemiscylliidae
Product: zinc finger protein 271-like
Exons: 2
Coding region: 793-1848 (351 amino acids)
Biological process (GO): regulation of transcription by RNA polymerase II
Molecular function (GO): DNA-binding transcription factor activity; RNA polymerase II cis-regulatory region sequence-specific DNA binding
Source: RefSeq, a predicted model, not a curated record
GGACUGAAAACCAAGUGAGGAGAUGGACAUGAGCUCAUAGUAACUUGAGCUUGCAUUCUACUGACUUAUGGCAUCUACGAAGAAAGGGGAAAAGAUAGUAGCUAUGUUAUCUGAUCACAGUCACUAUCCAGAGACCCUGCUGGAAACAGAGGGUGUGUGACCACCUCAAGUGAGGAAAAAGAAAGGAUUUGUAUCGGAAUACCCACACAGGGGAUUAGCAGACUGGCACUCACUGUGGAACAGUCUGGAACUGAGGAGUCAGCCCCUUCAGCAAAGAAGGAGAGGGAGUUGGAGGAAAUCAUGUUUCGUUUUCCUGUUUUACAGAAGGAUUGCACCAUACUGCACCAGAGAAUACAGAGAGGAUAGAGGUCACAGAAAGAUCCUGACCAUCACCCAAGGAACAACAACACAACUGUGGGAGGACAUCCAGUCCCUUUGCAGCAUUGCUCAACACGGAGAAGGUUAGGCAGUGAAAACAUCAUCUGGAAAUUGGUCGGUUCAGGGGAGCUUUGACAUCUCACCAGUUCUGAAACUGGUCAGUGGUGUGGAGCCUUCCAUCAGAACCAACCUUUCUGAAGGUUCAGCUGUGGGUGAUCGAUCAGGGUGAGGCUGGGAAGACGUGUGAGUGGCUCCAAGUGUGGUGAGAGCUUCAAUCAUUCAUCAAGCCUCAUGAACCACUGACUCAUUUAUACAGGAGAGCAAGUGUGAAGUGCGUGAAGAGGGCUCUACAGCUAUUCACAUUCUCCUCACAUUUGGUGCAUUUGUUAAAAAUACUGUCAACAAGAUUGGCACAUGGAAGAGAAACCAUUCAAGUGUCAAAUUUGUGAUAAAACUUUUGUGAAACUGUACACCCUUCAAAUACACCAGAGAGUUCACACUGGAGAAAAAUCCUUCAAGUGUGAAGUCUGUGACCGAGCCUUUGCACACUCAUCAACACUGGUAAAUCACCGACGCAUUCACACAGGAGAGAAGCCGUUCAAGUGUGAGGUGUGCAAUAAAUGCUUUUCUAAGUCAUGGAGCCUUCUCAUGCAUCAACCCAUUCACACAGGAGAGAAGCCAUUUACGUGUGAGGUAUGUGACAAAGCCUUCUCGAAGUCAUCAGCUCUCCGUCUACACCAACGUACUCACACAGGGGAGAAACCAUUCACAUGCACGAUAUGUGACAAGUCAUUCUCACAGUUGCCGAACCUCCACACACACCAACGCAGUCACACAGGAGAGAAACCAUUCAUCUGUGAAGUGUGUGACAAAUCAUUCUCUCAGUCUUCACACCUCCGUGUACACCAACGCAUUCACACUGGUGAGAAACCAUUCUCGUGUGCUGUGUGCAACCAGUCUUUUUCACGGUCAUCAACUCUGCUUGACCAUCAACGCAGUCACACAGGAGAGAAACCAUACACGUGUGGAUUGUGUAACAAAUCAUUCUCACGGCCAACACACCUCCUUGAACACCAAUACAUUCACACAGGGGAGAAACCUUACACAUGUGAGGUGUGUGACAAAUCGUUCUCAGAUUCAUCGACUCUCCGCACCCACCGACGAAUUCACACAGGUGAGAAACCAUUCACCUGUGAGGUGUGCAACAAAUCAUUUUCUGAGUUAUCAAAACUCAGGAGACACCAGAGGAUUCACACAGGUGAGAAACCAUUCAGGUGUGAGGUUUGUGAGAAGGCCUUCACCCAAUCCUCCACUUUCCAGAGGCACCAGAGGAUUCACACUGGGGAGAAACGCUUCCAAUGUGAGGUUUGUAACAAAGCUUUCACACGCUUAUCAAACCUAGUCAUCCAUCAGAAGAUCCAUAAUGGAGAGAAAAUCUUGGAGUGUGAAGUUUCGGCAAAGCUUUCGUGACAUGUCACAGCCUUUUGUUUUACUGGAGAAUUCACGGGGAGAAUUCAUUUAAGGGCUUUAAUUUGUGAGAAGGUUUUAAUUCACUCCUUUAAUUUCCUGAUAGACCAGCACAUUUACGCAGAGAAGAAACCAUCAACAUGUUUGACAAAUGAGUGACAAAUCAUUCUUGAAUUUAAUGCAUGCUCCAUUAUAUUAACACAAGGAAGCAACUGGUCGGUGUGAGACAAAGCCUUCACCAGCUAAAGGAGCCUCCUCCACUAACAGACAAUUCAAACUGGAGAGACUCUCCACUGGAGAGUGUGUCAGGAUUUUCCCUUCUAUGGACAAGAGGAAAAUGCAUCGAUAGUUUAUGUGGCAAAGUUUAUCUUCCUUUUUGAAAAUAUUUAUGAUUAUCAUAUUCACAAAGUCAGGCAAAGUUAAUUUGCUUCCCAAAUCUGCAUGAUAAGUCUAAAUUUUGCAAAAACGCUCCAACUUUGAAGGCCUGAGCAUUUAGACCACCUGGGCCACAGGUUUUGUUGUUUCUCAUCAUUUUAUUUUCUUGUUGCUGCUGUCUCACUGGUGACUCACCCAAGGAUUCUACCAUAGGGCACUGGGGGAUUGACUGGAGAGUUUCAGUUGUCCUGUGAAUUUAUAGUUGAGAAUUUGUUCAAAAUGCUGUCCAUCAUUUUGUAAAAAAAAAACCACCAUCUGGGAUUUUGAACAUUUGACCUUAGUCAGGACCUUGGCCCUGGUAACUUGAAAACCUUCAUAUAAUGAUGAUGAUGAUCAGCAUAGUAUUAGAUCUCAUGGGCUGCCUUCUUGAGUUGUGACCUUGGGUUAGUUUGCCCACCUCUGACAUGAUCUUUGUUGCCAGACAAAUCCAAGGAGAAUAUUGAGAACAGCAACAGAAAUUCUUCAUUAUAUAUCUCAUUGUAAACAAAGCACUUGACAGAAUAACUCGAGGGGCUCUGCGGAUUGUAGUCCGUUGAUUUUGAAGUCCAAGGAACUUCAACACAAUCCUGCAAGCUUCAUGCUGAUAUGAUUGUCUUGAAUGGGAGAUCUGAAACAAAACCUGCAAAAUCCAGACCUAUGUUAAGCAUGGUUGUGUGAUAGCCCCCACUCUAUUUAUAGUCAACCUGACAGUGACCAUUAUCUCCUCAAAGAUCAAUUGCCCUCUGGUCAGUUUUAACUAUCAUCUCUCUGUGAACCCCAUUUACCUCCAUCCCCUCUAUGCCAAAACUAAAUUGACCAUCACAUAUAUAUGUAAUCCACAGUUCUCAGAUGACCACAGUUUUGCAGUCCACUCUACAACAAAUUUACAAACCACAGUCAAUCCUUUGUGAUGAAAUCCAAUUUUCUGUUGUAUCCAUUUGUACAGGAGAAGCCAGCAAUCUAUGAAUUGUAAUAUUCAGAGGACGCUCAGUGCAAGAGUUGCAAGGUAACUACAUUCAAUUUUGCACAGCAUUACAGUUGUGGCUUCUUACAUUGUUUUCAUUCAAUCACAGAUAAGAGCAAUUCCAGAGUUACAGUGAAUUUACAAGACAAACAGAAGCAGACUCCAUGCUGCUGUUAGCCAUACUGCUGGGAAGACAGCUGAAUUAGAAAGGUUCUGUGCAUGCUCCCAAUAAAGAGUUCAGAGCAGUUGGAUAUUCUCUAUGUUGUUAGAACUCAGGAAGAGGUUCAGAGAAUUGGAUAACAUCUAAAUGUUGAGUCAGGGCCUUGUUUGUUGUCUGGGAACUAUGUUGGCUCAAAAGAAUCUGAGUUGCUAAGAAUUCAGUCCAGCUGAGAAUGUGACCAUUUGAAGAACUCAACAAGGAAUAUUUGCUUGUUGCAACUCGGCAGGAUUAGAGCUUAGCUUGGUGAAGUUAGCUCUCGGUGCAAAGCUAAACUAAGCCUAUGGAUAUAGGAGUGCAGUUUUGAGGUCCAAGGAAGUGUAGAUGCAGGAAGAAAGAGUGAUCAAACUGAACUGGAGCAGUCAUUGAAGCAGUACGUGACUGAGUAAUUCUUGGGAGAAAGCAUCAAAGACAGAUCGACAAAAGUGAAGAAUUGUGACUCCUUGUGAAAACUAAUGAGAGUUGAUGACCCACCUUGUCGAUUACUGAGAAAUCUCUGGCAUCAUACUUGGUUCUACUUGCUGUGUGAUAUGUGCUGUGGAGUUAAUAAUAAACAUUUACAAUGUUAGCUUCGCAUGUUUGAAUAUAAGUUGUACAUGUAUUGUUUGUGUUAUUGCUCUGAUGAUGUGAAGUAAAGUUUAUUGUUGUUUAUUCAAA